Messenger RNA from Rhineura floridana, 1828 nucleotides. Its product is annotated as leukocyte elastase inhibitor-like. The record is from RefSeq and is a predicted model, not a curated record. The transcript has 7 exons. Gene Ontology annotation, biological process: negative regulation of endopeptidase activity. Gene Ontology annotation, molecular function: serine-type endopeptidase inhibitor activity. Lineage: Eukaryota; Metazoa; Chordata; Lepidosauria; Squamata; Rhineuridae. Bases 380 to 1522 code for a protein of 380 amino acids.
CUGGGGAAAACGAAAGCAGCAGUUUGGUUGCUCCAGAGCUGUGGCAGGGGCUACUUAGCGGGGUGGGGCGAACGCUUAACAUCUGAUUCCUGGAGCUGGAUUUCUGUAAGGGGCUGGAGGGAGAGGGAGGCAGGUGGCAGGCUAAAUCGUGGCUUGCGUUCCUGCUAAAGUUGCCCGCGCCUGUGGGGCAGAGGGACGUUGCUCGUUUUGCAGCACAGGCAGUACUUUGGCAACUGUCGUCUUCUGAAUCGGCCCACUGGUUCGUUUAGCUCAGAAUUGUCUGCAGUGGCUGGUAGUGGCUCUUCACGGUCGAAACUUUCAUAUAAGCUUUUCCCAGCCCAACCUGGGGUCUUCUGCAGGCAAAUUUCAGAUUUUCACCAUGGAUAAGCUGGCUAAUGCAAACACACAUUUUGCCCUUGAUCUCUUCCAAAAGUUCAGUGAGUCCAACCCAACAGGCAACAUCUUCUUUUCGCCACUUAGUGUAUCUGCUGCGCUUGCCAUGGUGGUCUUAGGGGCCAGGGGAAACACAGCAGCACAACUCUCAAAGACAUUUCACUUUGAUGUUGUCGAAGACCUUCAUUCAAGAUUUCAGGCACUGAAUGCUGACAUUAACAAGAGCGGUGCACCCUAUAUACUGAAGCUUGCUAAUAGGUUGUAUGGAGAAAAGACCUAUACCUUUUUGCAAGAGUUUUUGGCUAGCACUCAGAAGCUGUAUGGAGCGGAGUUAAGCACUGUGGAUUUUCAAAAUGCUUCAGACAAUGCACGAAACCAAAUUAACCAGUGGGUUGAGAAUCAGACUGAAGGUAAAAUCCGUGACUUGUUAUCUGAAGGCUCACUUAAUGAACUGACCAAACUUGUGCUGGUGAAUGCCAUCUACUUUAAAGGCAGCUGGGCAGAGAAAUUUCAAGAGGAGGACACUGAAGAGCUGCCUUUUAGACUCAAUAAGAAGGAAAAGAAGACUGUGAAGAUGAUGUUCCUGAAAAAGAAACUUCCUCUCGGUUAUAUCCCUGAGUGCAAGUGCCAUGUGCUGGAACUUCCUUACAAGGGAAAAGAACUUAGCAUGCUAAUCCUGCUGCCUGAUGACAUUGAGGAUAACUCUACAGGUCUCGAACAGCUGGAGAAGCAACUCACUUUAGAAAAGCUCCAAGAGUGGACACAGCCAGGAAAGAUGUAUUCCAACUCUGAAAUUUAUGUGCAUCUCCCUAAAUUUAAGCUGGAAGAGAGCUAUGAUCUUAAAUCUGAUCUAGCAGCACUGGGAUUGCUGGAUGUCUUCGACAGUGGCAAGGCCGAUUUGUCUGGAAUGUCAGGAACCCAGGACCUCCAUGUUUCCAAAAUUGUUCACAAGUCAUUUAUAGAAGUGAAUGAAGAGGGAACAGAAGCAGCAGCAGCGACUGCUGCUAUGGUAAUGCUGUAUAGUUUGUCUAUGGGAGAGGAUUUCAAUGCUGACCACCCCUUCCUAUUUUUUAUCCGUCAUAACCCAACAAAAAGUAUACUUUUCCUUGGCAGAUUUGCUUCUCCAUGAAAAGUAAAAUACAUUUAUGAACCAGAUCCCCUUAGAGCUGCUCCUGUCAUGCUCGUUGUUGUGUCUUUGCUAGUUUGAGAGGGAAAAAAGCAAGACUGGUUCCUGGGACAGCAAGUUUUUCAUAUGUUUAUCACUGAAACCCUGAUUUAAUUCCAAUGUGGAUUGUCUUGUGUUCCUUUGCUGACUCUUAGCUAGUUCUUGUUACACUCUGGCAUUCACAGUAGUGAAAACAGCUUUUCUUGUAGAACUGCUCAGUUUAUAUCUGAUUUAAUAAAGGUUGGACAUUUUCAAACAAGGGACAAAACA